Molecule: messenger RNA, 465 nt
Organism: Quercus lobata
Lineage: Eukaryota; Viridiplantae; Streptophyta; Magnoliopsida; Fagales; Fagaceae
Exons: 3
Coding region: 56-388 (110 amino acids)
Source: RefSeq, a predicted model, not a curated record
AGAAGAUCAUGUGGACAAUGAAAUAAAAUUGUUGAUUGAGAAGCAGAUUGAUGAGAUGGAUGCAAAGCUUUACAAAUUGGAUGCUAUAAUCGGGACAACUACUAUAAAUAUGCAGCAGACAGGGAAGAAAAUUAAUGCAGUAACUAAUUAUGACUACCGAUCAAUUUUGGUGCCCCUGCUGAAGUCAUUCAUGCGGGCACAACUGGAAGAACUGGCCAACAAAGAUGCAGAAAAGAAGUAUGAGGCUGUAGAAGAAGCAUUGUUAUCAGAAUUUGAUGAUCUUGAUAAAAAGAAAAAGACUGACAAAGGAGGUGGUAAUGCAAGACAAGGACAGGGAAAUUCCAAGGAAAAAAAUAAGAAAAGGGAUAAAAUAAAGUCAAAGAAAUAAAAGGUCUUGUAUUCUGAUCAUUGUUCUGUUUUCUUUUUAUGGUAGUUACUGUUGUCUAAAGCUACACAUUUAUAAAU